AGUACCUAAUGGGCAAUUCAUACCAACCAAAAAGUACUUAGAACAUGAGUUUAAUUUUAGGAAAAAUUUAAGUUACUCUUAGUAGAACGCUUAUAAUGUAAAAGCCAUGUAAAGCUGCUACAUUUUAUAAAUUACUUGAUCCCAAGAAAAUGCGUAAAUCUGAUUACAGAGAAAUGUAUGGAGUAAAAGGCUUCAGACUUCCCUGUUCAGCGCUUAAUACCGGGUCCUGUAUUCUAAUAAUCAGGAAAUACCUAGGCUUAGCGGCCUAUGUUUCUAUCAUAGUUGGAACUGCAUUUUUAGUUUGUUGCGCAUUUUGGCUUCCCGACAUCAAGCUGUGGUGCAAAAUAGGAGACCUUGAACAAAAAGGCCAAAACAUGGACAGCUUUUUAUUGAUGCGGCAGGAGGAGAGGGCUGCGUAUGACCGCCUGAUGAAGUACAUCCUGCACCCUCAGGCUCACUGUCUUACGAUGGAGGUACUCGGCGGAAAAAGAGGACGUAACAAGAAAUUCGAUGGAGACAAAGCCAUAUGCUUGGAACCUGGACCCGGACUCAGUGAAGACUGCAUCGUAUACUCUUUUGGAAUAGCAAACGAGUGGUCGUUCGACGAGAGCAUCCACGAGAUGUUCGGAUGCAAGGUAUUCUCUUUUGAUCCUAGUAUGGGAAUGGAGGAUCAUCGGCAUGGAGACGGAAUCAUGUUCUUCAACAUGGGAAUAGGAGAAUUCGAUGGGAAGAUAACAGUCACCGGUCAAACCUGGAACAUGAGAACUUUCGAUUCCAUUUUAAAACAGCUAGGACAUUGGAAUAGAACCAUCGAUGUCCUGAAACUGGACAUCGAAGGGGCAGAAUAUGUUGUCCUGGAAGACAUCUUAGGAAAAGGCCUCUUAAACCACGUGAACCACCUGUGUAUGGAGAUUCAUCUACCAGACAACCCUUACUGGACCCGAGUCCUUCGCUUGCUCCGCCGGAUUGAAGAGGAAGCCGGACUCCGGCAUUUUAGUACAAGGAACAACACCCAAAUGCCACCGAUGCGAGUGCCCGGAUUCUACGCCCGCUACGAGCAACACUUCUUCGAGAUGGCAUGGUACAGGCACUGAGAUCACCACCUGGCAUUGUUCUCAUACUUACCUAAUCAAGCCAACCAAGAGACCACUUCAUCUCUGCACUUCAUCAAAAUUUAAUUGAAAUGUCCGAGAACAUCUCCCCUUUUCUGAUGCUUAGUUGGUGCUGGACUUAAUUUGCUAUAAGCAAAGGUCAGUGUGUUGGUAGGGAGAUAUGAUUGGAUAGGUUUUAUUUUCUUGAACUGGUUUUUAUUCAAUUAAGGUGAAAGAAAAUGCGUAUGAAUUUUAGAAAACAGCAUCAAAAGAGUAUGUAAUAACGUGCUAGAGUAUUCUCGC
Messenger RNA from Argiope bruennichi, 1394 nucleotides. RefSeq lists its product as uncharacterized. Bases 150 to 1094 code for a protein of 314 amino acids. NCBI's taxonomy places the organism in Eukaryota, Metazoa, Arthropoda, Arachnida, Araneae, Araneidae. The record is from RefSeq and is a predicted model, not a curated record. The transcript is spliced from 6 exons.